Messenger RNA from Centruroides sculpturatus (bark scorpion), 5356 nucleotides. RefSeq lists its product as uncharacterized. NCBI's taxonomy places the organism in Eukaryota, Metazoa, Arthropoda, Arachnida, Scorpiones, Buthidae. Bases 127 to 3141 code for a protein of 1004 amino acids. The record is from RefSeq and is a predicted model, not a curated record. The transcript has 14 exons.
CAAACCGAUGACGUCACAACGGGAGAGAGAGAUGUAACACAAUUAGGCGGGAAAUGGAAUGAAAAACGAGUAUUCUGGUGGAAUCUGAGGAUUUAAUGUCUGAUGAGUAGAUAAUGGUGGUCAAAAAUGGAUAAUCCUCUUUCCCAUUUUAUUUUUAUGCAUUUUCUAAUGGGAUGGUUAGCGCUCGUUGCCGAAGUUAAUACGGUUGUUGGGAAACCAGGCGAUAUUCCUAGUUAUUACAGAAACCAGCACAUCGAAGAGUUAUCUGGAGAUGGUGUAGAUGAGUUAAGUAGCAAUAUAGAAGCAAGUCUUCACGCUACAGUUCCUGUUAUUUAUUCUUCACUUUCUCCUAUCCAUUCUUUAGAAGUUCAGUCGGAUAGUUAUUUUAUUUCUUCUACAAAAUUCGAAACGGAUAUGAUUAUGUCUCCUACUCUAGCCAUAUUUUCCAGCAUUGAUUACUCUAUAGAAAACUCGUCGGAUAUCAAUUUAAAUGGAUGGCAAGUGACCCAAUUCUCCUUGCCCUAUCCUGGCCCUUCUUCUUUAGUUAACACUUUAAUUUUCCAACCUUCUAUUGUCCAACCUACUCCAACAGUUGAGGAGAGUAGUACAAAUUUACUUGAAAGUAGCAAACUCAGGGAAAAAAGUUGGUGGGAAAUAGUCGAUGAAGUGCCGAUUACUUCUCAAGAAUCGCAAUUUUCUUCGCCACUGCCUUCGAUUGACGAGAGCUCAUUUAAAUCUCUACACUACACAUCAGUGCCAUUUCAAUCAAAAUUACUUUCAUCAGAUAUUCAAUCCUCGACAAUGAUACCCGAUUUUUCCACUUUAAUACUUUCUACCCCAUCGUAUUCGGUAACUAAACAAUCUGAAAAUACAGAAGACGGUGCUACAUCUUUGUAUGUGCCAACGGAGCAGUUUUUAUCAUCGGAUGAUAUUUAUUCCGGUCAGGAAUCAACUUACAGACGUCAUUUAUCAGUACCAGAUUCUUCAUCAGAUGACUUGUCUGAUCGUUUUAUAAAAGAUUCAAGUGGCCUUAUUCAGUCAUUUGAUAGAGGUUUGUCGAGUCUCUAUACUCUUACGUCCACUAGUCCAAUUUUCGAUAUUGAUCAAUCCUCAAGUGACCUUACUGUUACAACUAAAGAAACUGACUCGGAUCGAUUUCUCGUUAGUAAAAUCACAGAUUAUACUUCAGUUUUACAUACUGAAGUAGUAUUAAUCUCUUCAGAAAUACCGGAAAUUAUGUCCAGCACAGAAAAAUCUACAUUAGUGACAGAUGAAGUACCUUAUUUUGAUUCGAUUGAAAAUUACACUUUAGCAGACAUGAGAUACUGGUUAAGAACAGUGAUAAGAGCAGAACCGAAGAAUCUACCAAGCAAUUUUCUCAAUCUUACGAAGAAACGAUUAGAAAGAAUUUACGAUUUGGCAUUCAAGCGCUCCAGAAGGAUGUCUAGAAACAAAAGAGAAGAAUCUGUUACUGAUAAUAUUAAAAUUCAGUUCAUAAGAUACAUAGCCGAUUGGAAAAAUCAAAGGGUAGAAUUAGUGUAUACGGUCGAUUAUCUCGGAGAACCGAUUUUGGCUGAAGUAGCAAUAAGCGUAAUGGACACCAUAAAUAACGAAGAAUUUUCAAGAAUAAUCUCUUACGAUGUAAUCACUAAAGUAGAAGCCUACUUGCAAGAGGAAGAAGAGGUUAAGAAAAUGAAACCUUGGGUAAUUUAUGCAGUGAUUGGUGCAGCUGGAUGUUUUCUCUUCUUUCUAAUUUGUGUGAUAUUUUUAUAUUGUCGAUAUUGCCACGUCCAUGCAAAAAAAUUGGACGUUGAAACUGAUAGGAAGAAAUCUUUCGGUGAACAAAACAGACAGCAGGUAUUUGAAGAAGAUACAGAUCGAAUGAAGAUAGUAAGCAAAGACGAUAAAGCAACAGAAUGGGAGAGGCCUUUACCUGCAUUACCAAAAACUUCAAAGCAGAAAAGAGAUGAAAUUAUGAAACCAAGAAUGAAGAAAACUAGUAGUGAAAAAAUUUUAUUAAUAACUGUUGAGACACAAACUGAAGGUUAUUAUAAUCCAGCUUAUGAAUCAGAUAUAACAGAUUCUUCAUUAUCUAGUGUGACUUCAAAUAAAUCUUCACCAGAUAAAAGUUCAAAAGAAUUUAAAAUAUAUCAUCCACCGGCGGAAAAUGUGAAAAGUUCUGAUGAAGAAGCAGAGUAUAAGUCAGCGUUGAAAGAUCAUAUGGAUUCUUCUAAAACAGAUGCAAACAAAUUGAAAAAUAUAUUAGAUUCAUCUGUGGCGGAUGAUGCACCCCCAUUCGAAAACGAUACGCUGUUCAACAAGAAGUUAAGUCAUGCCUUCUCGGAUACUGAUGCAGAUAGAGUAGAAGCAGAAAUGCAUUUAGGUAAAGUGAGACAAAAAAUUGGUGAUCUCUUGGAUGAUGCUUUCGCUUUUACAGGUCCUAAACGUAUAUAUAGCAGUUUUAGGAACAAACAAGUUUUGCCGGAGAGUAAUAAUUUUCAAAGGUGGACCAGUUUAAGAUCUCCAAAUCGACAUCAAUACUUAACUACUCAUCCAAACGCGAAGAGUCUUGAAUCACUGCCUGAUGACAAACAUGCCGAAAUAAGCUAUCAACCUCUUUUUACCGAUAUGCCUCCUCAUAAACAACCUCCUACAAAACCCAGAGUGGUAUGGUCAAUUUAUAAAGUGGGAGAAGAAAUUUCAGAACCGGCAAAAGAACUGCAAGAACAAGAACUGGAGCAUUCUCCUCAUCCUGUUAUACCUGAAAAACUUUUCGAACAUCGAACAUAUCCUACUAUUUCCGUUUCUCAAGCUCAGCCAUUGUCACCCUCGUCUCUCGUUCAUCCCAGUUUCCGUCCAUUUUCUGCACCAAUCAUAGCUACAAGCGCUGUCAAUUUACCUUAUGCCACGCAGACAAGGUUCAAAAGUCAACCAUCGAAAUCCAUUAUUCCUAUGGUAGACGUGCAUCCUUAUCGUGCACCGUAUAAAACAGAAAGGUUAGGCAAUAAGCGAGACGAAAUUGAUACAGCUACAGUUUUAAAAUUUCGUCAACCCGCUCAAUCAGUUAUUCAAGCAAUUAGAGACGAACUGAAAAAGUUUAAUACUUCCUUUCCUAAUGAUGAUACAGAAAGUUUUGCGUAACAUUCCAAAUCUUUUUAUGAAAUAAAAGAUAAAAAUAAAGCAAAAUCUUUAGCCAGAUACAUUAAAAUAUCCGCUAGUUAAAGAGUUUUAUUACAAGAAACUGGAGUUAUAAUUACAUUAGUCGGAGAAAAGUAAAGGUCAGAUGGCUCCUUCCGCCUAUUCUAAUUGUCCAAGUAAGGUUAAGUUUCUUUUAUUUAUGACACGCUCUUCUUUAAAGUGGGGUUUUGUAUCAUUUUCUAUACAAAUUAAACAAUAGCAAGACUAAAAAUAUCCACUCUGAAGAGAACUACGUAAAACUUUUUACAUCAGUUAUGUCUGUUUAUAUUGAGAGUGAGGAUAUACAGUACAAUUGUUUGAGAUAGUCUUAUACCAAGGACAAUCCAAUUUAUUUAAAAGUCUUUUAAUAUAUCAUGGCUCUUCUUUAAAUAUUAUUAUUAUUAUACUAAUUGAUUCAAAAAUACUUUACAUACAGUUCAUUCCAUUCACAGUAACUAGAAACAUCGAAUUUAAAAAAGAAAAAAGCAAUUUUUAAUAAAAGAAAUUCUUUGAAAAAUAUCUUAAUUUUAAAUUACAUUGUAAUAGUUAAUAAUUAUGAUAAGGGGCCGUCCAUUAAUUACGUGUACUGUUUUCGUGCCCUCCCGCCCUGUGUAUACAAUGAUGUGCUUUUCACAUUCUCUUUUAAUUACGUGUACAUGGACAGUUCAUUGAAGAAAUUACUUUAAAAGUUCUGCAAAUAUUUUCUGAUAGCUUAUUCAUAAGACUAAUAAAUAAGCCUAUAAGAACAAAUUAGUACACCACCAAUACCAUUAAAAGACUCUCCAUGUAGACAAUACCCGACCCUCGCCCUCUUCAUCGUGUACAAUGAUGUACUGUACUUUUCGCGAUCCCCUCCAUCCUUGAACUGUACAGUACAUGUAAUUAAUGGACGGCUUCUAAAUAUACAUAUACUCAUAAUCUUAGGCGUAUAAUUUAAACUUUUGUGAUAUAUAUUAAUAUAAAAGGUGACCCAAAAGUCAGUUAACCGAGUAAUUUAUUAAAUAUACGUACGAACUGUUUUAAAUGUUUGUAAAAAAAAUAUCUAGGUUAACUAAUGUUUGAGCCACACUAUAAUAUAUCUUUAGAUAAAAUUAAUAUGAAAUUGUCAUUAAGAAUUUCUGUUGCACGAUUAAAAUAAUUUAUCAAAUAAAAUAUUCUGAUGAUUUUAAAAUAUAAUCAUAACCAUAAAAUUAACAUUGCUUAAAUUUAAAUAAUUCACAAACGAAACUUUUGAUAUCAAAGUAUUUCACGUGUGGUUUGUUUAUUACAAAAUAUAGUCGAAUCUCCAACAAUGACCACCUGUUAACGGCGGCCAUUUUUUCAGGAACGUUUUUUUAAAACAAAAAUUUAUAUGAAAUAACUUCCAAACAACGAGACUUCCUCUAAGUAACGGCCAUUUUUUUAAUGUUCCCAUUAGUGGCUGUGGUUCAGAGGUUUUACUGUAUCCUUAAUUGGUAAAUGAGAUCUGGACAAAUCAUACAAUAUAUAAAUAUUCUAAUCUGAUAUUUAUGCUAACACAUCAUUGUAUUAUAUGUAUUUUAAAUUAUUAGUUUUUUUUAAAAAUGAAUAUAUGCAACACGAUAAAAAUGAUCUGGUGAAUUAUAUAAUCUCAAAAGUCUAGAAAAAAUUUAAAGAACAUAAUUCCCGUUACGUUUCAAUUCCAGGCAUUUGAAGACAAAAAGUAAUAUUUUGUUUACUUAAUCGAUGGAGUAUAUAGAAAUCAAUAUCUUGACAGGUGACAUAUUGUUAAUUAAAGCUGUGAUUGCACAUAAACUAAACAAGCUGCAGUUUAAGGCCUCACAUUUUUAUUUGUUUCAUUAUUUGAUAGAGGGGAAGGAACUAUAUCUUAUAACUUAAGGCCACAACAAAUCUAAGUCAAGCCGUGCUGUUCAUUCCUUUCAGUUCUUGUCAAUUUGUGAAGGAAAACAUUAACAUUAUGUCGCCUAUCAAGUCUGCAAUGCUGCGUGAAAGUUGAAUAGAAACAUAUUGAAUGCAUGCUUUGAAAAUAUGUGCUUCGCGGUGUUCUAUGAUUCUAGACUUUUUGGAUAUUUUUAAAGAUGAGUUGUUUAAUUUAUAAUACUAGAAUAUUAAGAAAAUUCAAAUGUGCUUCUUACAGAAUUGAAAACAAAAGCAUUUAUUAGAAUAAUAUUAAAAAGUAAUCAACAUAUCAUAUGUUCAA